This is a messenger RNA of Megalops cyprinoides (Indo-Pacific tarpon), 1706 nucleotides long. RefSeq names its product cytosolic 5'-nucleotidase 1A-like. Gene Ontology annotation, cellular component: cytoplasm; cytosol. Gene Ontology annotation, molecular function: magnesium ion binding; 5'-nucleotidase activity; nucleotide binding. The record is from RefSeq and is a predicted model, not a curated record. The transcript is spliced from 6 exons. Bases 401 to 1471 code for a protein of 356 amino acids. Lineage: Eukaryota; Metazoa; Chordata; Actinopteri; Elopiformes; Megalopidae. Gene Ontology annotation, biological process: nucleotide metabolic process; adenosine metabolic process.
GGAACCGGGGAAUUACCAAGGGAGAGAGGAAAAAGGAGCAAGUGGUUUUCCAUGUUUGACACAGCUAUAUCAGUAUGGUAAAACUGCAUUACGAAUGCAACAUCUGCUGGAGCGCCGCCUUACUAUAUAUAUAUAAUAGACAGGAUAGAGAGGGACAGAGGAAGUGAAAGGGUCUGAGAUUCGGAGAGAGAGAGAGAAAUAGAGGACGUGAGGUGAACAGUGAGCAAUACAGAAAGCCUGUGAGUACAGCACCCUCCAGUCAAACUGAGCUGAAUUGUUAGAGGAAACUGGAGGAUAGAGAGAGCAUGUGACAGAAAGAGGGGGGGAGAGACGGCAGGCUUUGGGUGGGGGAGGGGUGCCCUGUUGCUGCGGCAGUCUGUUUACAAAUAGAGAAGGCAGGAUGAGUUUGAAUCCCGCAGGGACUGCAACAGCACAGCAGAAGAGUGCUGUCAACGGGGACGGAAAGCCUUCCAGCCAGAAUCUGACCCCAACCAAGAAGCCCCGAACACCCAAGCCCCAGAAUGCCAUCACCAUUGCAGUGUCAUCUCGUGCCCUUUUCCACAUGGAGGCAGAGCAGAGGAUCUACGAACAAAAGGGCGUGGAGGAGUACCUCAGGUACCAGGUGGAGCAUGAGACUGUGCCCUUCGGCCCGGGCCCUGCCUUUGCCUUUGUAAAGGCUCUGGAGGCGGUGAAUGCACAACUGCGGGAGCUAUACCCUAACAGCGAGGAACUCUUCGAUGUGGUUCUCGUGACCAACAACCACGCAGACACAGGAGUGAGACUCAUCAACACUGUAAACCACCACAACCUGUUUAUUGAGCGGUUCUGUCUGACUGGAGGGAACAGUCCAAUCGGGUACCUGAAAGCCUACCACACCAACCUCUACCUGUCCGCUGACCCAGAGAAGGUCCAAGAGGCGCUGGAGGAAGGGAUCGCAGCAGCCACCAUGUUUUGCCCGGAGAAAGUAAGAGAUGUUUCAGAGACACAGCUACGCGUGGCUUUUGACGGUGACGCCGUGCUCUUCUCCGAUGAGUCCGAGCAGAUUUACAAAGAGCACGGGCUCGACAAGUUCUUUGAGCACGAGAAGGCAUAUGAGAACAAGCCCCUGGAUCAUGGGCCGCUGAAGGGGUUCCUGGAAGCCUUGGGCAAGCUGCAGAAGAAAUUCUACGCUCGGGGCCAGCGUUUGGACUGUCCCAUCCGCACCUACCUGGUGACAGCUCGCAGCGCGGCCAGCUCGGGGGCCCGGGCCCUCAAAACGCUACGCUCCUGGGGUCUGGAAACCGAUGAGGCCCUCUUUCUGGCUGGGGCCCCCAAGGGCCCAAUCCUGGAGAAGAUUCGACCCCACAUUUUUUUUGACGACCAGAUGUUCCACGUGGAGGGCGCCACUGAGAUGGGCACAGUCGCUGCCCAUGUGCCCUAUGGGGUGGCGCAGAAGCACCGGCAGAGGCAGCCCGUUGACAAGAAAGACUGACCACAGCGCAGCCAGGGAGGGGGAAUAAAGUAUGCCUCUACAUGGCAAUAUGACUCAGCCCUGAUCUCAGAUCAGCUUCACCUCAAUGUGCAGGGAGGGCCUCAUUCAACUGUAUAUCAUCAAAUGAGAUAAAAGAGAUCAUUCUUAUGAAAAUGAAGUAUUGAAUUUAAUAUCUAUUUAUCCUGUAGUCCUGUGGAAAAACUACACCCCUCUAGAUUUCUUCCCUGACUUCUCC